Messenger RNA from Plasmodium cynomolgi strain B, 936 nucleotides. RefSeq names its product phist protein. The coding region runs from base 1 to 936 and encodes 311 amino acids. The record is from RefSeq and is a predicted model, not a curated record. The transcript is spliced from 2 exons. NCBI's taxonomy places the organism in Eukaryota, Apicomplexa, Aconoidasida, Haemosporida, Plasmodiidae.
AUGCAAGAUAAUAAGAAAAAUCCAAAUUUUCUUUUGUCCAUAAUAUCUUCGUUGGGGAAUAUAGCAAAAGGAAAGAGUUCCUUUAAAAAAUCGUUCAAAGAAAAGGAAAUAAAAUUAAAAAGCAACAAAUUUGCAACACAUAUAUUUUUCAAGUCUUUUUUUAGUGCAUUAGUUCUGUCUUUGUAUUACCUUCUCCUACAAAACAUCAACGCAUCUACAGGAAAUAAAUAUCCACAUUCACACUUAAAGAAUAGACAUUCGAGGAUAUUAUAUCAAGACAUUCCUUCAUUUUUAAAAGGAUCCCGAGCUAAUAAUACUACCGAAGGACAGAAGAAGAAUCCAUUUCCAUUUAAACAUGCUGAUAAUAACAGUUCUGGAAAUGUGGAUAAACAGAAUGAAGACUUGAAAAAAAAGCUUUCGAACCACAACCAAUUGAAAACCAACACGGGCAAGAAAGAAGAAUAUAAUAAAAACGAAAUCAUGUUCAGUUGUGCAAAUACUGGUAAUUGCGAAGAAGUAACAGAAGACGAAUUAAACGAUAAAUUAAAUAACAUAAAGGGGGCGGUUAACGCCAAAACGAUGCAUCUUGUAUGGAAAUAUGUACAUAAUCAUGAGAAGGUAAAUUUUGUUCGAAUGCAACAAGAAAUACAAAAUUAUUGUAAAUUGUUAGCUAAACAUUAUAACAUACCAAAAGAAUUUGAAACGAAAAAAUGCAAACAUGUAGAUGAUAAAAUAACGAAUGCACUAGUAAAAAAAGAACGUUUUGAUUUAAAAAAUAUAAAGGAAUUUGCUAAGGAAGAUUUUUGUGCAAGGUGGGAAUUUCUGAGGUACAUCAAUUUGAAGAGAAGUUCGUGGAAAGAACUUCGAGAAUCCAAAAAGGAAAAGUGGGCAAACUAUAUAAAUGACGUGUUCAAAAAGUACAAAGGUAAAAAGUGA